AUAUGGAUUAGUCAAAAAAACAACAGAGAAUAAAUUGAGCAAAAAAACCCCAAUCAAGAAAAAGAGAGGUUUUCUCCAAUUGUGUCGUAAAAUUCUCACAUUCACAAAGAUGUCUGGCUGCACAACUCGUUCGAAGAAAGCUCAAGAGGUGCAGCAGCCGGAGAAUCAGUUGCGUGCUAAGUGGACAGCAUCGUUGACAAAGGCCUUGGUAGAGUUGAUGGUAGAGGAGAUUCACAAGGGAAAUAAAUCAAGCAGAUCCUUUAGUAAGAAAGGGUGGAAAUUCAUUUGUGAUAACUUCCGCAUUCAAACCGGUUAUUGGUGGGAUAAUGAGCAACUAAAGAGUCGUUAUGUUGCCCUAAGAAAGCAGUAUGUUACUGUAGCUUUGCUACUCGAUCAACCUGAUUUUCAGUGGGAUGAGGCAACAGGUGCAAUCAUGGCUUCGAAUGAAGCAUGGGACGGAUACAUCAAGGAACAUCCCGAUGCUGAGAUGCUGAGAUCAACCGGCUGCUCGAUAUACAAUCAUCUGAGAACAAUAUUUGCAGAGCCAGAUACAAACGGUGCACAAAAUGGAUCGGCCACAGACGAUCAAGGAAUAUCCAUGUUUCCAGAACAUGCGGCUGUGAAAGAGGAGGAACUCUCACCGUCAGAGUCAGAUAAGUACAUGGAUAUGGCAAGCCGCAAGAGGGGCCGGAGAGGGUUAGAGGAUGCUAUUGCAAGAGGGAUAAUGGAGAUGGCUGGCGCGGCAAAGCUUAGGGCGGAAGCCUUGAAAACGUUUCACAGCAAGUUCUCAAUCACCGACUGCGUUAAGGCACUCGAUGAAUUGCAAGGCGUCAGUGAACAGGUUUAUCUAGCUGCUUUAGAUCUGUUCAGCAAUCGGAAUGCAAGGGAGACUUUUUUAACUCUGAAAGUCGACAAACGCUUGAUUUGGUUGCAAAGGAAGUGUUUGGUAUGUUCUUUCCCAUAGAAGUUUGUAAGUUAGUUUUGUGUGUAUAUUUUCUUUGGAAAUCAAUCGAACUCUCCUAUGUUCUUUUGGA
Salvia hispanica is the source of this 1034-nucleotide messenger RNA. RefSeq names its product L10-interacting MYB domain-containing protein-like. Lineage: Eukaryota; Viridiplantae; Streptophyta; Magnoliopsida; Lamiales; Lamiaceae. The record is from RefSeq and is a predicted model, not a curated record.